Messenger RNA from Chenopodium quinoa (quinoa), 2595 nucleotides. RefSeq lists its product as uncharacterized. Lineage: Eukaryota; Viridiplantae; Streptophyta; Magnoliopsida; Caryophyllales; Amaranthaceae. The coding region runs from base 484 to 1812 and encodes 442 amino acids. Gene Ontology annotation, biological process: charged-tRNA amino acid modification. The transcript has 6 exons. Gene Ontology annotation, molecular function: tRNA adenosine(64)-2'-O-ribosylphosphate transferase activity. Gene Ontology annotation, cellular component: cytoplasm. The record is from RefSeq and is a predicted model, not a curated record.
ACCCGGAAGGCGGUGGUUGCCGGUGUCGGAGGUCGCAGGACCGCCUGCUCUGAUACCACUUGUAACGCUCUACUUAUACUUUGCUGUAUUAAUGGAACUUGAAAGCAAAAAGGAUAAUAUUUUUAGGGAAGAAGGCAGCUAUUUCAUUGAAUAAGAUUGAAUCUUACAAACAAGGUGGCUUGAGGCCACGACUCUCUACUAGCACCUUUAGGGCACAAUGCUCUACACUCUAAGUUUACCAAUCACCAGCUACCUAGCACACUCCCACUCCCCUUUUACUUAUAUGUACACAAUCAGCCAAAAAAAGAAAGAGGACAAAAAGUUGCAGCUGUCAUUCUUAAAGAGGCUCUGCCAGCAAUCCUUAACUUGGUUGAUUUGGUGGCUCCUCUGCUGGGCCUUGCAGCUGCUGCCCUUUCUUCCUUCUGCGCUCAUAGGUGAUCCAAUCCUUGUUGUGCUCGCUAUCCACGGCAUUCGUUGCAGUAUAUGGGAUUUGAAGACCUUUACUUCUUGAGCCUUGCUGUUUUGGAACUAAAUUUGUCGAUGCUUUGUAGAAGACUUAAUGGAGGGAACAAAGGUGGGUGUAUAAUUGUUGAUUCAACUCGAAAAGGGAAGCGAUUUCCUGAUAGCAUGUCAAAGACGAUACCUGUUUGGUCAUGUGUAUUAAAUCGUGUUAUUCAACGGUACAAAAACAUGAUACAUGAAAAUUUCUCUGCUGCAAAUGAAGAAAAGCCUAAAGAAAAUUCAACUGAUUGGGAUUGUCACUUGCAUCUACCUCUAUGGGUUCCUAAGACAGAGAAGGCUUCUAUUGAAAAUCGCCUUGAUGACUUUACUGCACUGUUGGAAGAGAGUGGUGCUGAUAUUGCUUCACUUGCAGCAUCCUUAAGAAAACCUCUACGCCCCUUAUGGAUCUCCCAAAAAUCUGUUAUAUGGUUAAAUGAAGUCCCUGAUCAUGAUUCCUGGGAUUUCACACCUCUAAUACUUGUUUCCGGAUCCUCCUCGAAUGGCUUUCUUCCACAAAGGACAAGCUCUGAGUUCAGUUGGAACUAUAUUCCUGGUGCAGGAGAUGAUGAAGAAAGUUGGGCUAGGGGUUUAACUCCUGACCUUUUCUGGAAUCAUGUAUAUGACCUCAUAAACUGCGGGCCUGAUUUGUGUAACAAGAAAGUUUCUGAAAUAGUCGAAAAGGAUAGAGUAUAUCGGGCACAACGAGGACAAGACGCUCCUCAGAUUUUGGUGAAGUCUCAAAAGUCUUUAGAGACCAAUGGACAUCACGAGUUUCCAUUGCACUCAGAGUUUGAAAGUAUAAAAGUUGGCGUAAGUCCUUCCACCAAAAGGGAUUCUUCAAUAUGUUGGCUAGGAUUGACAAAUAUCUCUGUGAGCACAACUCAACUUGCUGCGACUAAACCAGAUGUUGACAGUAUACUGAAUUGUGGCAAUGAGCUUCUCAAUGUUGACCAUUCAUAUGCUUAUUUGCAUCUGCCUAUAGUGAGCUCAAAGUUGGACCGAUUUUCGCUGUUAAAUAAUCUUCCUUCAGCAAUGAAGUUUGCUAGGUCAACCUUACUCCAAGCAAAAUCUCUUUUAGUGUGUUGCCCUGAUGGAGAAGACAUCAGUGUAUGUGUUUGCCUAGCAAUCUUAAUCUCAUUAUUCACUGAAGACGGAUCCUUUGACGAUGGGAAGUCUUUUAAAGAGACAGAGAUUUCUAAAUUGGAAAUGAGGCGACGACUUGUAUUUAUGUGCAAGUUUUCUACAAAUGCAAGGCCAUCCAGAGGGAAUUUAAGACAGGUCUUUUGUUUCCUUAACACUUUGUUUGGAUAGGAAGAAAUGGAAUGAAAAGAAGAGAAGAGAAAUGGAGGGGGACAAAAUCUCUUGUUUGGGUAAAAGAUUGGGGGAAUGAAGGGGAAGGAGAGGGAGGGAUCUAUUUUCCCUCUCUCUAUAACAACCAUAAUCUCUCCAAAAUUGGAGAGAUUUGGAGGGAAAAUGGAGCUCACCUCCCCCUCCUUUUCUUUUCCCUUCCCUUCCUCCAUUCUCCCUCCCCUUCUUUUCUUUCCUUCUUUGCUAUCCAAACAAACCGUAAGGCUGUGUUUGGAUAACAAAAAAUGGAAGGAAAGAAAGGGAAGGGAAAGGAAGGGAGACAAAGUUCCUUGUUUGGAUAAUAUGUUGGGGGAGGGAAGGGGAGGGGGAGGGAGGGAUCCAUUUUCCCUCCUCCUUUAAUAAAGACCAUCCCUUCAAAAUUAGAGAGAUUUGGAGGGAAAAUGGAGCUCAUCAUUUCCUCCACUUUCCUUUCCUUCCCCUUCCUCCUAUUUCCCUCCCUUCCAUUUCCCUUCUAAUUUCUUAUCCAAACAUAGCAUAAAAGUGGAACAUCAUAUUCUUAGAGCAAAUUUCUGUAAUGAAUAAUCUUCAGUAGUUUUAAUACGUAUUUGUUGUAUCAAGACAUCGAUCUUUCUAUUGCGAUAGUUAUACAGAAUAAAAAGAGGGAGACACAAGACACUUUGAUAUACUGCUGACUAGCUAAUCUUUCUUAUUAUGCCAUUCACUUGCAUAUUUUAAUUGAAACAUUUUUUGUACCACCUUGACUAAGUUUAUUGAUCACAAGUUGGG